Messenger RNA from Vigna umbellata (rice bean), 447 nucleotides. Its product is annotated as secreted RxLR effector protein 161-like. NCBI's taxonomy places the organism in Eukaryota, Viridiplantae, Streptophyta, Magnoliopsida, Fabales, Fabaceae. The record is from RefSeq and is a predicted model, not a curated record.
AUGCUGGAUUGCAAGGAAGCUGCAACUCCCAUAGCUACAAACUGCUACCUAGAUCUUGAUGAAGCUGCCAAUAAACCUGACAUCAUGCACAGUGUAUGUCUUUGUGCUAGAUUUCAGUCUUCACCUAAAGAAUCAAACCUAACUGCUGUAAAAAGAAUUUUGAAAUAUCUUAAAGGAACAAAAAGUCUUGGACUGUGGUAUCCAAACUGUACAAAUAUUUUUCUUGAAGGUUAUAGUGAUUCUGACUUUGAAGGAUGUAAGCUAGAUAAAAAGAGCACUAGUGACACUUGUCAUCUACUUGGAUCUUCUUUAGUCAAUUGGCAUUCAAAGAAACAAGCUUGUGUGGCAUUAUCCACCACAGAAGCUGAAUACAUAGCAGCUGGUAGCUGUUGUGCUCAGCUUCUUAUGAUCAAGAGCCAACUAGAAGAUUACAGUAUAUUGAAAUAA